Desarmillaria tabescens is the source of this 1127-nucleotide messenger RNA. RefSeq lists its product as uncharacterized. The coding region runs from base 316 to 1089 and encodes 257 amino acids. Lineage: Eukaryota; Fungi; Basidiomycota; Agaricomycetes; Agaricales; Physalacriaceae. The transcript has a single exon. The record is from RefSeq and is a predicted model, not a curated record.
AUUCCAGCUCCCUCAAACAAGAUUUUCUAUGCCACGCUUGCCCGAGUCUACUACGCUUACCCGCAGCCGAACGAAUGGUUGUAUUCUGGCCUUCAGGGUGCUCUCGUGCUUACCAAGAACAACUCAAGUGGCGCACUUUCAUUCAAACUUGUAGAUUUGAGUGCUACAAGAGGCGUUAUAUGGGAACACGAAUUCUACGAUGGUCUGGAUUACUUUGCUGACAGGGCAUUCUUCCAUUCAUUUCCUGGCGACGCAAGCGAUUCUUCUCGUCUGGAUUAACAGCAUGCUUAACCGCGCUUUACUUUUUAGGACGCUAUGAUCGGAUUCGUGUUCUCUAAUGAACCGGAGGCCAAAGAUUUCUGGAAGAAAGUGCUCAAAAAGAAGGAUGAGAAGCGCAGUACGUGGUUAUCGCGCCUUUCCAAUGCGAUAGCUGUUGACUGCUCUUCCAUAGCGCCCAAGCCUGAGACAGAGAAGAAGACAAACAAAGGGGGCAAGAUAGACAAAUCCAUGGUUUCAGGACCAACGUCCGGAUCGUUUGUUCACGUUGCGCAUAUGGGCUAUGAUUCAGAGUCCGGCUUCACUUCGAAGGGAGUCGACCCAUCAUGGACAGCUUUCCUUGGGCAGCUCGAGAAUUCGGGUAUCAACAAGGAAAUGAUAGCAAAGGAGAUGGACUUUAUCAAGGACUUUGUGCAUUCACAUCCUCAACAGCAGCCAGCUGUUGCAAAGGAGCCUAAGAAACCGAAACCGUCUCCGCCACACUCACGGAAAGCUCACAGACAGAACGACAGUGUCAGUGCACCGCCGCCGUCACGUGGACGCCCUCAACCACCUCCGGCAGCUGCCCUUUCGCGUACGUCACAGCACCCGGCCCGCCCACCACCUGCUACUACCAGUGCACCACCGCCACCUCCAGUCCGCCCACCAGUCCGAGCAACUCCAGGACCGUCUCCGCCCCCGAACCGGCCAACGAGCUCAGUGCCUGCUACUCCUCCGCCAUCAUCACUAGCUACUGAAGGUGUUCCACAGCCUCCUUCACAAGAAAGUCGUAGUAGGCAGAAGAAUCGUGAUAUCAAGGACAAAUUGGAGUAGCUUCUGGUAUGUCGCAUGUCGAUUAUUGGAGGCCACAC